GCUGGGGAGCAGCUGCAGCAGCAGGAGCGGAGCCGGAGCCGCGCAGCCGCCGCCGCCGCCGCCGGGGGAUGUGGCCGGCGCCUGCCCCGAGCCGCGCCGCCUCUUGAGUUCUCGCCACCGUCGCCGUCGCUGCCGUCGCCGCCGAGUCGUGCGGGGCCAGGCCGCGCCCUCCCCGGGCGCCCGCCGGCUCGCAUGCCGAGGGGCUCCGGGGCGUAGCUGCGCGCCCGGCGCCGCCUCCGGGCUCCUCCGGCCCCGCCAUGGGCUGCUGCAGCUCCGCCUCCGCCGCGCAGAGCUCCAAACGAGAAUGGAAGCCAUUGGAGGACCGUAGCUGCACAGACAUACCAUGGCUGCUGCUCUUUGUCCUCUUCUGCAUUGGGAUGGGAUGUAUUUGUGGCUUUUCAGUAGCAACAGGUGCAGCAGCCAGACUAGUGUCAGGAUACGACAGCUAUGGAAAUAUCUGUGGGCAGAGAAAUGCAAAGCUGGAAGCAAUACCAAACAGUGGCCUGGACCACACCCAUCGGAAGUAUGUGUUCUUUUUGGAUCCAUGCAAUCUGGACUUGAUAAACAGGAAGAUCAAGUCUAUAGCACUGUGUGUAGCAGCAUGUCCAAGACAAGAGUUGAGAACCUUGAGUGACGUCCAGAAGUUUGCAGAGAUCAAUGGCUCCGCACUGUGUGACUACAACAUAAAGCCUUCUGAAUACACUUUGUCUUCAAAAUCUGAGCGUUGCCCCAAACUCCCAGUCCCAGCCAGUGCACCUAUUCCAUUCUUCCAUCGCUGUGCUCCUGUGAACAUUUCCUGCUAUGCCAAGUUUGCAGAGGUCCUGAUCACCUUUGUCAGUGACAAUAGUGUCUUACACAGGCUGAUUAGUGGAGUAAUGACCAGCAAAGAAAUUAUAUUGGGACUUUGCUUGUUAUCACUAGUUCUGUCCAUGAUUUUGAUGGUGAUUAUCAGGUAUAUAUCCAGAGUGCUUGUGUGGAUCUUAACAAUUCUGGUCAUACUGGGUUCACUUGGUGGCACAGGUGUGCUGUGGUGGCUAUAUGCAAAGCAAAGAAGGUCCCUCAAAGAAAGUGUUAUUCCUGAACAGCAUCAGAUAGCCGAGAACAAUCUGCGGGCCCUCCUCAUCUAUGCCAUUUCAGCUACCGUGUUCACUGUCAUUUUGUUCCUGAUAAUGCUGGUCAUGCGCAAACGUGUUGCGCUCACCAUCGCCUUGUUCCACGUGGCUGGCAAGGUCUUCAUACACUUGCCACUGCUAGUCUUCCAGCCCUUCUGGACUUUUUUUGCUCUUGUCUUAUUUUGGGCAUACUGGAUAAUGACACUUCUUUUCCUUGGCACUACCGGCAGCGCUAUUCUGAACGAAGAAGGUUUUGUGGAGUACAGAAUCUCUGGGCCUUUGCAGUACAUGCGGUGGUACCAUGUGGUUGGCCUGAUUUGGAUCAGUGAAUUCAUUCUUGCAUGUCAGCAGAUGACUGUGGCAGGGGCUGUGGUGACAUACUAUUUUACUAGGGAUAAAAGGAAUUUACCAUUCACACCUAUUCUGGCAUCAGUGAACCGCCUUAUCCGUUACCACCUUGGUACCGUGGCAAAAGGAUCCUUCAUUAUCACCCUAGUCAAAAUCCCGAGGAUGAUCCUAAUGUAUAUCCACAGUCAGCUCAAAGGAAAGGAAAAUGCUUGUGCACGAUGUAUGCUGAAAUCCUGCAUUUGCUGCCUUUGGUGUCUUGAAAAGUGCCUCAAUUACUUAAAUCAGAAUGCAUACACAGCCACAGCUAUCAAUAGCACCAACUUCUGCACCUCAGCAAAGGAUGCCUUUGUCAUUCUAGUGGAGAAUGCUUUGCGAGUGGCUGCCAUCAACACGGUGGGGGACUUCAUGUUAUUCCUAGGCAAGGUGCUGAUAGUCUGCAGCACGGGUUUGGCUGGGAUUAUGCUGCUCAACUACCAGCAAGAUUACACAGUAUGGGUGCCGCCUCUGAUCAUCGUCUGCCUCUUUGCUUUCCUAGUCGCUCAUUGCUUCCUGUCCAUUUACGAAAUGGUAGUGGAUGUAUUGUUCUUGUGUUUUGCCAUUGAUACAAAAUACAAUGAUGGGAGCCCUGGCCGGGAAUUCUAUAUGGAUAAAGUGCUGAUGGAAUUUGUGGAAAACAGUAGGAAAGCGAUGAAAGAAGCCGGGAAGGGCGGCGUCGCGGAUGCCAGAGAACUAAAGCCGAUGGCUUCGGGAGCAAGUUCUGCUUGAACGUAGCCGGCGGUUAUGGACCCCAUUGACAUUCCAAAACAAUAUAUACACAUAACUAUGUAUUUGUGUGUGUGGGUGUGUGUAUAUAUGUAUAUGUAUGUGUGUAUAUAUAUGUAUAUGUAUAUAUACACACACACACAUAAUCAGCCAAAAUCAGAGAAAAGGAACAGGGAUUUAAUACCUUUUUUAUGCUUAUUUUUGUCAAACAUGUACUCCUUUCAUACGGGUGGCUUUUACAAGGCAACUUCCGUCGUUUAAUGUUUUCAAUUGUAAUUGUCUUAAUGGAAAUGUUAGAUUCAUAUCUGAUUGACAUUUUUAAUAACUAGAGGAGAUUUUAACUUUAGUUACUUAAACUAGGUAAAAUUAUUGUACCAAAUUCUUGUGUAAGUUUUUGCAGGGAUGAUUUCCCUGGUGUACGUUUCAAAUCAGCAUCUUAUUUUACUGAUGCCUAAGUCCUAGUACGUCAGACUAGGCGUGUGCGUUCAGACAAAUAGGAGAUUUCUCCAAUCUGUUUCCCCCAAUCAAACAAGCCAUGUCAUUUUACUUUGAGACGCAUAUGAGUGGGCCCAUUAUGGGGAAUUUCAUAAUAGCUCAUGCAUUUGUCAGCUGGACAUUCAAAAGUAACCAACUCCUCAGGUAUUUGUAGUUUACCCUAAUGCUUCUAGAGAAGAAAGUAGGAGACCUAGAGAAAGAAAGGGGUAGAUAAUCUUUAUUAUGCAAACUUUUUUCCUGUAUUUUGUCUCUUUCCUUUUUGACUUCUAGUAGCAUCCACCACACAUCCGUGUGCCUGAUUUAAAGGAAGCUGGGGCACCCAGCCCGUUUAGCCUUUCCGUUUCUGUGUAUUGAUUUUCAGCUUAGGUGAUUCUAGAAGGCGUAAGAGAGAAACAUGAAGCACGAAGCAUUGGGAAUUCCAGUGCUUUUGCUCUUGUUUCAGAGACAAGUCAGGAGCUUAGGGUUCAACGGCCAUCUGUUCAAAUGCUCGCUAUCAAAUCUGAACACACUGGCAGGUGCUCCCCUCCUUGGUCAUCCAUUUUGAGUAUCCAGAGUUCUACAAUGUUUAACUGAAGAAUUGGUUAGUGUUAAUCUUCAAGUGUGAAUGUUCUUUAUGUUUGGGGGUACGUUUGGGUUUUUUUUGUUUUGUUUUGUUUUGCUGGGGUUUUUUUAAUUCCUAAAGCUUACCAGAUAUGAAUGGCUAAUAUUCCAUUGUUCUGCUUAUUGUAAUGGUGAAUGCUUUAAGAAAAAAAAGUGUAAUUUGCUAAGAAUAAUUCAUGAUCUGUUUAUGCGAUAACUCCUUUUUGUUACAAUUUUUUUAAAAAAAGCUAUUUUUGUUAAUGUAAAGUAAAUAUUUCAGAGCAAAUUUUUUAAACUUAUUGCACUAAAUACAGGCUCUGUUUAAAAAAGAAAAAGCCUCAGCAUUUAUCAUUCCAUGGAAAGAAAAUCUUUUGAAAGAAAGCAUUGCCUAUCAGAACUAGACAGUGAAUUAGACUGGUGUUAUGGAAUUGCACACGGUGUCCCGAGGGCUCAGUAAGCAGCUGUUUGCUAAUGUGCUUCCUUUCAAAGGGUUGGACCUUUAAAUUGCUGCAAAAGGUAAAUUGUAUUUUCUUUUUUAAGUACUGGUGUUCUUUAAUCUAGCUAGGCUAAAUUUCGCUAAAUGCCUUGGUUUCUUUUCAAGCUCAUGAAUAUUUCUGAACCUUCAGAGUAUUUGCAAUAAGAGUCUGGAUUAAAAUGACAACAAACCACACACACACACAUACAGUUAAGAGUUCAUGUCUAAGCAGGAUCCGGGAAACCAGUGUUGAAAGCAUAGCUGUUGUGAAAUAACAAUUCGCCAGAAAUUAACAUCUAACAUCUAGUGUUGCCAAAUAGUGUCACUGUACUUUUAUAUCAUUUGAAAUGGAAUUUAAUUAUGUAACUAACAACUGUCCUACUAGGUGAGAGAGAAAAAUCAGAGUACCAUGUGACUCAUAGCCACCCCGAUUUUGGACAUUCAGAAACAUUGGGAACUAAGGUUAGAAUGGGCCAAAGCCUGGAAGAUGGGUCUCCCACCGGAAGACAUUCCAGGAGCUAGCCAUUUUAGGAGGUGUCCCUCCAAAGUGACCUGAUGAUGGACUUGAGCUUGGGAAUCAGGUUCUGCUCACUUGGACAUCCCUGCAUCAUGGACUCUUGCUGCCCCUGUUCCAUGUGCUCGCAAUUCCAGCUACUGGAAACCACCAGGAAUGCUUUCUAAUUAUCAUUUGCAACUAGAACUGUAAUCAGAAAAGAAAAUUUGUAUUUUUGUAUAACUUGAUUGUGUGCCAUUUUAUAUAACAGGUCCUGUUUUACAAAUAAAUUUUGUUUUACUAACAU
Molecule: messenger RNA, 4571 nt
Organism: Peromyscus leucopus (white-footed mouse)
Lineage: Eukaryota; Metazoa; Chordata; Mammalia; Rodentia; Cricetidae
Gene: Slc44a1
Product: solute carrier family 44 member 1
Exons: 16
Coding region: 258-2225 (655 amino acids)
Biological process (GO): choline transport; transmembrane transport
Cellular component (GO): plasma membrane
Molecular function (GO): choline transmembrane transporter activity
Source: RefSeq, a predicted model, not a curated record